AUGUCUCGACACGGGUUUGAGGGCGAAACAGAACUAAUGAACAGUAGCACCAAGGCAGAUUUAUAUUCAAAAGUUGUUGAAAACUUUGUCAAAACUUCCUGUUUACAAAAACUUAUAAAGCAAUUUGGUUUCAGAGCUAAUAAAUCAACAGACGGUGCUGUUCAUGAGCUAGUUAAUUUUAUCGUUCGCGGUUUGGACGAUAAGAAGAAGUGUCUUUCCAUCUUCUUGGACCUGACUAAGGCUUUUGACACAGUCUCGAUCCCACUUUUACUCAAAAAGCUUGAGGGCGUCGGGAUAGAUGAGUCUACCCCAAAUACACCAAACAGUCCAUUUAAUGUGUCAGUGGUAAAUAAUGACGAAACGCAUACUUUCCAAAUUUUAGACUCCGUUAGCGAUAUAGUAGAUUUGACACCAAAGCCAACCCAAACUAAAAAGACAAAGACCAGAAAGUUGGACAUUGAUUCAGCCAUUGAUAGAUUAGAUGCUAUUGAUAAAAGAUCUAGGCAAUAUGAGGACGAUUUGGACAUGUUUGGGAAGAAGCACUCCGGAAUCGAUUCAUUAUGGGCAUUCGUGUCGGGGCCCGAGAAGGACAAGCUCUUCGUACACGACCUUAAGGACUCGACUCUGGCCAAGGCGGUCGAGUUGGCAGAGAGCGUAAGCAGCGCACGCGCCGGCGCCGCUGCCGUACAACCCGCGCCGAUCCAUGAUCAGCUGUCCAGAAUUGCGCCGACGCGGAACGCCGUGCGUGUAAAAAAAUUAACUACGUGGAAUCGGGUGCUGUGGACGAGGGCGAUGACGAUGACGUUACAACCUCAAUAUUUGGCUGUGUUUUCGGACAAUCUUGGACUAUUUAACAAAUACAAAAUGAGUUUCCAAUUAAAAGAAAACGCAAAACCUGCAUUUAUUCGAGCUCGGCCAACAGCCUUCGCUCUGAGGGACAAAUUAGAUAAAGAGAUUGACCGACUGUUGGCGUUAGGCGUUUUAAAACCGGUUGACUACGCACGGGCGCUAGUGGUGUGUGUGGCUCUAGCGGGCUUCGCCGGCGGGUACCUGCUGCCGUACCUCGUGGACGACAUCAAGAACUUCGCGUCCGCGCUACGUGAACUACCUCUCGGGUAUAAAGUCCAAGAUGCCGAGGAGUUCGACUACAUCGUAGUAGGCGCUGGCGCAGCGGGUAGCGCAGUAGCCGCGCGACUCGCACUCGCCGGACACAGCACGCUACUCAUCGAGGCCGGGGGCGACCCCUCGCCAAUCACUAAGAUACCGAUGGCGUCAAUGGGUCUACUGGGCUCGAAAGAUGACUGGCAGUACCCCACACUUUCAAACGGCGUGUCGUGUUUGGGCUCCGAGGACAAGUACUGCCGUUUCAGUCGAGGGCGCGCUCUCGGCGGCUCUACUUCUAUCAACUACAUGCUUUACGUGCGUGGUAAUCGCGCAGACUACAAUGAUGCGCCUGAUUGGAGCUGGCAACAUCUACGUCCAUACUUUCUGCGUUACGAGGGGCUUCAAGCGACGUUGCCUCGUUCCAGCGCACCCUACCACAACGCCACUGGUACCAUGAAGACGCAGUUUUUUGAGGAUCCACAAAACAAGUGGCAUAAACGAAUCAUAAAUGGUUUCGAAGAACUGAAAUUUCCUUUCAACGUCGAUGUGAAUGCUGAGUCACAAAUCGGCAUUUCGCGUCUCAUCGGGUACACGUUCGCCGGCGAGCGCAUGAGUACCGCUCGCGGAUACCUCUCGCGCGACGACGUUAAAAAAGUGCUCAAGGUCGCAAAAUUCACGCGGUGCACUGGAGUAAUCAUCGAUGACAACAACGUCGCUAGAGGGGUCACUAUCGUUCGCGAGAGCAUAGGAACAAAUCAAUCAAUCAAUUUGUUCGCGCGAAAGGAGGUGAUCCUCAGCGCAGGGGCAAUCGGGACGCCGCAGAUCCUAAUGUUGUCAGGCAUCGGUCCUUUUGACCACCUGCAGUCUCUGGGUAUACCGGUGCGGGCCGAUCUGCCAGUUGGCGACGACCUCAGCGACCAUGUGCUGCCACUAAUAUUCGUAAAGGUAGAUCGCAACCUCCUAAAAGCGACGGCGGCAUUGACCGCAGCGCCGGUGCAAGUCGCGCAGUAUAUGACAACUCGCAGUGGGCCCUUCGCCUCCAACGGCCUCACCGACAUCUCGAUUUUCAUGAAUACUUUUUGUUACGACAACGGAACUCGUGCGCUUCGCAAUGAUAGCCCCGAAUGUGAAGUGCCCACAAUGCAGCUAAUCAAUGCCUACGUGGAGCGCGGCAUACUGGCUUCCGCCAAGGCGAUUUUUAAGCGGUCCAUCCGCCUUAACGACCAAUUAAUUCAGCAAUUAGCGACGGUGAAUGCGCAGAGCGCGAUACUCAUCAUCUCGCCGGUAGUGCUGGAUCCAGCGUCGCGCGGCAACGUGCGUCUCGCAAGUGCCGACCCUCUUGCCUAUCCCGCUAUCUUCCCGAACUUUUUGUCCGACGAGCGUGACGUGGACGAAAUGUUACGAGGAAUUACGGUCCUCGAGCACCUCAUGGAGACGAAAGCGUAUGGGCAGCGAGGCGCGCGCCUGCUGCACCUAAAGCUGGACGGAUGUCCGCCAUAUGAGGCGGGAGCCGCGGCGUACUGGCGAUGCUAUGUGCGCCAUUUGACUUUCUCGGUAUUCCACUCGACGGGCACGACGGCUCUGGGGCGUGUGCUGGACGCGCGGCUGCGUGUGCGCGGCGUGUCGCGUCUGCGUGUCGCUGACUUGAGCGUUCUCCGCCGGACACCGCGCGGCAACACCGCCGCCGUCGCCAUCGCGCUCGGCGAGCGGCUCGCUGAUUUCUUGCUACUUGACGAUGAUAACGGCCAUUAG
Hyposmocoma kahamanoa is the source of this 2856-nucleotide messenger RNA. RefSeq names its product glucose dehydrogenase [FAD, quinone]-like. The coding region runs from base 1 to 2856 and encodes 951 amino acids. The record is from RefSeq and is a predicted model, not a curated record. NCBI's taxonomy places the organism in Eukaryota, Metazoa, Arthropoda, Insecta, Lepidoptera, Cosmopterigidae. The transcript has 8 exons. Gene Ontology annotation, molecular function: flavin adenine dinucleotide binding; ecdysone oxidase activity.